This is a messenger RNA of Parnassius mnemosyne (clouded apollo), 939 nucleotides long. The record is from the annotation of a GenBank genome assembly. NCBI's taxonomy places the organism in Eukaryota, Metazoa, Arthropoda, Insecta, Lepidoptera, Papilionidae.
AUGGGCUAUAAAUGGCAAAAAUGUCACAACAAGCGAAGGAUUUUGGUAGAAAGACCAGCUGUUGUAUUUGCGCGGUCAAAUUAUUUGCAAAAAAUUCGUCAAUAUAGAGAAAAUGAUCGCGAUAUUGUCUUUUUAGACGAAACGUGGGUUGACAAUAACCUCACAUUUAAAAAGUGUUGGAGAAACGAUUAUAUAGACGCGAUACUGACUGACACCAGCUCCACGAACAGGCUGAUUCUCGUUCACGCCGGAUCCAGACGUGGUUUUUUGGAUGGCGCAAAGUUGCUUUUCAAAGCUGGUACUGUUACAGGCGAUUACCAUGGGCAAAUGAACAGUACAAACUUUGAGAAAUGGGUGACUGACAUGUUCAUUCCCAAUUUGCCACCAUCCAGCGUUGUCGUUAUGGACAACGCACCAUAUCACAGUGUUCAGGAAAAUAAAGUUCCUACAAAAUCAAGCACUAAAACGGUUAUGUUAGAAUGGCUUACAAGAAAUAAUGUAGAGUCUUCACUAAGCAUGAGAAAAGCCGAGCUUUUUGAUGUCAUAAAACUGCAUGCACCCCAGGAGAAAACUUUUAAAAUGGACCAGCUCAUCCGUAGUCACGGACAUGAGGUUUUAAGAUUGCCACCGUACAUGUGCGACUUAAGCCCAAUUGAGUUAGCAUGGGCAAAAAUCAAGAGAGUUGUAAGGGAGUACAACGUUAACUCAGAUUUAACCCUAACAAGGUUGAAAGAAGUAACGGAGAUGGCUAUAAACCAGGUGACAGAAAUAGAUUGGUGUGAAUUUGAUGAUCACGUUAUAAUUUUGGAAGAGCAUUACUGGCAAAAAGACGGAUUAUUGGAAAAUACGAUCGACAAAUUCGUAAUUGAAGUCAGCGACGGUGAAGAUACUGAUUCCGACUCUGCUUUGUCAGUUGUCUAUGCAUCCGAUAGUGAUUAA